Molecule: messenger RNA, 1514 nt
Organism: Sardina pilchardus (European sardine)
Lineage: Eukaryota; Metazoa; Chordata; Actinopteri; Clupeiformes; Clupeidae
Exons: 7
Coding region: 1-1107 (368 amino acids)
Source: RefSeq, a predicted model, not a curated record
AUGUCAUCACAGCCCAGUGAGGCCCUUGGGGUCGACCAGGAGGCCGCACGUCUGGAGGAUCCAUCUCGGUUUCACCAGGGAGCCUGCCCACUGCUGGAGCUGAAGAGGCUGCGGAGGAGAGCCAGGCACAUUGUUGAGAAGUGGCUGCAGCACUACCAUAUAAUCACGGGUGUUUGCGGCCUGGAUAGGAGGAGUUUGCAGCCCCUCUGUCAGCAGAGGCUGAGUCAGAAGAAGCCGUCUGUACCCCUUCCCUCUUUGACCACUUUUGUCCUAAAACACAACAGCUCAGCUCAAUCCCACAGUGGCUCUAGGAGAGGACAGAUCACCAGACGCUUGUGUGCUCCUACAAGCAACCUUGCAUCUUCCUUACUGAAAAAACAGUGUCCAGUUUUAGUUCCAUGGCUCCCUGCAAACUGGCACCCAUCACCCAUGCCCCAUGAUCCCUUUGGCUCUGCCAUCGCGUGCCCGGUCGUUCUCCGUGCCGCACUGAGGGGAGAGGAGAGCUGGCAGUCGUGCCGCUGCAGUUGCAAGCAGAUACCCAUCCUGACGGACACGGAGUACGAUGCCUUCAUAGCUGGGCAGGGGUCAGACAGUGAGCAGAUCUUGGUGGUUAGCAUCACCUCACCUGUGCAGAACUUCCCCUCGUCCCCUUCACUCAGUAGCGACAGACUGGAAGAGCUGUACAGGAAGAUGAACAGAAAGAGAAAUAUGCCCUGUACACAGUGUCAGAUGGACUCCUACCGACUCCUGCGAUAUGAAGUUCCUAGUCCAGAAGCCCGGAGGGAGACCCACGUCACUCUAUUGCAGCGUAGACAUAAUGUGGCUCCUGGGAUGUUCCUGCUGUAUCUUAGAGGUAAGCUUCUCUUCGCCAACUACAUCUUUAGUGCUUACGGCUGCUCUGUUAGGGAUCUUCAAAAACAAAUUGCCAAAACGAGAAGAGACUACCGGCUUGGCCAGUUCCUGCCUCCAGACUUUAAAUCCAGUUCACAGAUGAGGAGUGACACUGUCCUUGGUGAUGGUUCUAAUCCAGGGCUAAGAGGUCAAACUCUUGCUGAAGGAGGUCUGUGUGUGAAUCAGUCCCUGAAGGACUCCUCGGAAUACACGUAACAUGUGCCAGAGAGAACUUUUCAGGACUUUAUGUGGCCACGAAGAUUCUCUCUGCAGUUCACCCUCCAGUAACCCAGUAACCACCUGCUGCUUAUCUUGUAAGCAGUGUGUUUUGAAGCGAUGAUGUCAAGUCUGAGUGGAGAGGAACCAACCAACAAUGUGACAUUUUGUUACUGUAGCCCCAUUGCAGUAACAGUCCCCCAAGGUGCAGCCAGCUAUGGAAACAAUCAAUGUGAUUUCCUAACCAAUAAGAUCAGCUGACACCAUAAGUAAGCACGUUUGAAACUGCUGCUGCACAGAGAUUUGACAGUCCUGGCUAAAUUCUGUUGAUUGUGGAGAGAAAAAACACUGUAUUUUUUACAUUUUAGAAUGUGGCUUUUGUAUCUUAAACUUCUAUUCCAAGUGUA